UUUUCCAGUGGUUUUGAUUCUUUGCUAUCGGUUUUUCUUUUCUUUUGUUAGUGUUUUUUUUCAGUUAUUUGAUCUUUAGUUCACUUUUUUGCAAGUUUUAUUAGCUAUUCAGUUGAUUAUUCGUGAGUGCUUGGUCGGGUCUUAUUGCUUUGGCUAACUGCUGGUCUUGCUUGCUUCUUUUUUUUUUUCCCAGGUUUCUGGCUUUUUAUUUCGAUCCCCCCUUAUUAAGGGACUUGCCCCUGCCAGUUUGGCAAAUAUUAUAAAGUUGGAUCUUUUCCAGAAGGGCAAGUUGUAAAAUUAUGCAAAUCACAAGUGUUUAAUAUGGUGGCAAUUAAGAAUAAAUUAGGUAGGCUUCUACUACCGUUUGAGAAUCUAUCGAAACAAACCCGGAUUCUUCAAAUAUUUCGACUCUUCAGUGCUUUUUGCGCUUUGGUUUUCAUAAUAUUCACCAUGGUAUCUCCGUUCAUAAGUGAAAAGGCUUAUCUUGCCAGAAUCAACUGUGCCCAUCUUGAUGUUUCUUAUGGGUUAUAUAAAUCCUUGAGAAAUUCAGUUUCCCUAACUUCAACCAUCUUGGAUGAUUCCAAUACAAAUGCUUUCCCCGUUGAUUCCUCUUUAACUAACUCGGAGAUUUCCAUUCUUACCGAAUACGCUGAGUCGCAAGUUGCUUCUGCUCCCCAAUAUAUUAUAACCACUCUAUGGAGUUGGUGUUAUGGGAAUUAUAACACCACUCAAAUCACCGGUAAGGAUGGUCGUACUCGGUAUAUUCAUCAUGACGAUACUUUAAGUUGCUCUAAAGGUGGACCCAAUGGCGAUGGGUAUGUUUUUGAUUACCGUCAAGAAUUAGAAAGCAUUGGUUUAAAUAGUAUAUUGGCUUAUGCUUUCCAAACCACUAAAUAUGACGAUGAAUCUUAUUCUAAUUUGGUUCAAUCUAGACAUCAGAAAUAUCGAUUGGUGGUUCCUGCUCUUACUUUUGCCGGUGCUACUCAACUCAUUCUUUUGGUUUUAACCCUUAUUAUUUAUUCAAAUCGUAAAGGUGAACCGGAUUUGAGUAAAGUUCCAAGCUUCUUACUUCACAUAAUGGCUCUUAUUUCAAUGGCAUCCUUUUUAAGUUUGGGUGUUGGGUCAGGGAUUAUCACCAGAUUAUUGGUUUCAAUUCGUUCCGAAGUUAAAGGUAGUUUAGGGGACUUUGGUGUCUCGUUACAACUAGGUAAUGCUUGGUUUCUGUUACUUUGGUUUUGUUUUUCUUUUGGUCUUUUAUCAAUGCUUUCUUGGGUCUUCCCAUUAUGGUGUGCUAACCCUGUUGAUGAUUUAGAUGAUGAAACCUAUAAUUUCGAUUACGAAGAUAACUUUAAUCAUAAUCACCAUUAUGAAAAUCAACACCGUAGAAAAUCUUCUACUCAUUUUUUCACAAAUUUCGCUGAUAAUUCUGAUUUUGCUGCUCCAAAUUCCAAAAGUCGUAAAAGAAUGAGUGGUAUUCGUACCAUUGAUGAAAAUGAAGAUGAUGAUUUAAUAUCAAGAAAAAAUACUACAAAAACUCAUAGAAGUAGCAGAAGUAAUAGAAGUCAGAUCAUUCCUUCAGGUAUUGAAAAUGACCAAGGUGGAUUUGGUCCUUAUCAAGACCGGGAUGUUACUUCUUCUAAUAAUGAUGAAGAUGAUAAUCAUGAAGGCCGUAAUUCAUCAACU
Molecule: messenger RNA, 1683 nt
Organism: Hyphopichia burtonii NRRL Y-1933
Lineage: Eukaryota; Fungi; Ascomycota; Pichiomycetes; Serinales; Debaryomycetaceae
Gene: ECM7
Product: Ecm7p
Exons: 1
Biological process (GO): fungal-type cell wall organization
Cellular component (GO): plasma membrane; cell cortex of cell tip
Source: RefSeq, a predicted model, not a curated record